GACUGUUCGAGUGUUCGACUGUUCGAGUGUUCUGCCUGGUAUAGCUGGGUGCUUCAGAUACUGUUUUCAAAAAAGCGAAACAGUUUUGAAACGUACGCGAAACAGAGCAAAACGUUCGCUGUCGAACUUUGGAGGAGCGCCUCGUCUGAAAAGCACACGAUUAUUGGGCGAAGAAACAAUAACAAAAACAAACCCAAAAUACAUUUUGUUGAUUAAUUGAAACAAGAAGCAAAACAAAGUGAAGCAUAAUGCACAGCAAACUCUUGGAUGAGCUUAACGAGAAUGGCUACAUUGUCAUAGAGGACUUUCUGAAGCCGGAGGAGGUAGACACGCUGUACCAGGCCGGGCGAGCACUUUGCCUGGAUGCGCCACAGUCGAAUCGAAAAAUCUUUAGCACCAUCAAGGCGGAGGAUGCGCACAGCAAGGAGCUGUACUUCAUGGAGUCCGGCGACAAGGUACGCUACUUCUUCGAACAGGGCGCCAUUGGGGAUGAGGGUCAGCUGGUUGUGGAUCCGAUGAUCGCCCUUAACAAAGUGGGCCAUGCGCUGCAUGUGGAGCACCCGACCUUCAAUGCGUUGACGUUCAGCAAUCGUGUCAAGGAGAUCUGUUGGCAGCUGAACUAUAAUCGCCCGGCCGUAUGCCAGAGCAUGUACAUCUACAAGAAUUCCGGCAUUGGCGGCGAGGUGACCCCACAUCAAGACUCCUGGUUCCUGCACACAGAGCCCAACUCGGCGGUGGGCUUCUGGUUUGCCCUAGAGGAUUGCACCUUGCAGAACGGCUGUCUGCAGUUCAUCAAGGGCUCGCACAAGAGUGGCGUGCACCGUCGCUACCAACGGAAUCCCGACCCCACUGCAGCCGAGCUGAUGGUCUAUGAUCGCGCAGCGCCCAUCUAUCCGCAAUCCAGCUUUACGCCGCUCCAAGUGAGCAAGGGCACAUGCAUCGUCAUCCAUGGCAAUGUGGUGCACAAGAGCGAGCCCAAUCGCUCUCAGAAGAGUCGCCACGCCUACACCUUUCACGUGAUUGAGACUGAAAACAAUGUGAAGUAUUCCGAGGGCAACUGGCUGCAGGCACCGCAGGAUAAGCCAUUCCCUCUGCUCUUCGAGCGCACGGCCUAAUUGAUUGUAUCAUAGAUUGAUGCUGACUUCGGUAUUUUUGUUUAUAAGAUUGAAAGUGAGGUUUUUCGAAUGACUAUGAUAUCGCCAUAUAUUUUAAGUUGUUGUACAUGUCGAGUUUUAUGAGACUAUAAUAA
Drosophila hydei is the source of this 1249-nucleotide messenger RNA. It is a transcript of the gene Phyhd1, whose product is annotated as phytanoyl-CoA dioxygenase domain-containing protein 1 homolog. The coding region runs from base 249 to 1115 and encodes 288 amino acids. The transcript is spliced from 3 exons. NCBI's taxonomy places the organism in Eukaryota, Metazoa, Arthropoda, Insecta, Diptera, Drosophilidae. The record is from RefSeq and is a predicted model, not a curated record.